Chenopodium quinoa (quinoa) is the source of this 2868-nucleotide messenger RNA. RefSeq names its product kinesin-like protein KIN-14C. Lineage: Eukaryota; Viridiplantae; Streptophyta; Magnoliopsida; Caryophyllales; Amaranthaceae. Gene Ontology annotation, biological process: microtubule-based movement. Gene Ontology annotation, molecular function: microtubule motor activity; microtubule binding; ATP binding. The transcript has 17 exons. The record is from RefSeq and is a predicted model, not a curated record. The coding region runs from base 1 to 2397 and encodes 798 amino acids.
AUGGCGACUCGCAACCAAAAUCGACCUCCCAAGAGUCCUUUCCAUAAAAAGGAUGGCGGAGAAGAAAUUCCCUUUGAUAAGCGUCGGCGAAUCGGCGGAGGAACAAGGUUAGCGGGGCCCACUGCAGCGAGUAGGGCGCGGCAGGUGCUUUCCGCUGUCAAUUCGAACAACCAAGAUACUGCUAGUGAUACGGCAUCGGUUGCCGAGGGGUCGGAGCAUGUUGAAUUUACUAGGGAAGAUGUGGAGGCGUUGUUGAAUGAGAAAAUUAAAGGAAAAAAGUUUGAUCUCAAGGGUAAAUUGGAGCAAAUUUCGGAAUCGAAUAAAAAGCUUAGGCUUUGUAUAAAAUGGUUUCAAGGAGUUGAGCAAAACCUCAAUCAAGAGCAGGAAAGGCUGCGUAAUUCAUUAGAUGAAUCGGAGAAGAAAUGCUCGGAAAUUGAGAUUGGGAGGAAGAACAAGGAGGAUGAACUUAAUGCGAUUGUUGGAGAGUUGAGACAUAAUGUUGCAGCUUUGGAGGAGAAAUUCGCAAAAGAAGAGUCAGAUAAGCUGGAUGCAAUUGAACGUCAUAGUCGAGAAAAGGAAGGGAGAGUUGCUGCAGAAGCUCUGAAUGCUUCCCUUUCCCAGGAGCUCGAGAAAACCCGUCAAGAAAAAAUGACUGCUGACCAAAAGGUAGUAUCAGUCAAUGAUAUGUACAAGCGCUUGCAAGAGUACAAUACAAGCUUACAGCAGUACAAUAGCAGGCUGCAAACAGAUCUUGCAACAGCUAAUGCAACACUUCAAAGGGUGGAGAAGGAGAAGUCUACAAUUGUAGAGAAUUUGGGUACCUUGAGGGGACAUUACGCCUCCUUGCAAGAUCAAUUAACAGCUUCAAGGGCUUCCCAGGAUGAGGCUGUAAAGCAAAAGGAGACAUUUAUGAAUGAAGCUAAUCGUCUACGAGGCGAGUUGCAACAAGUCAGAGAAGAUCGUGAUCGGUUGCAUUCACAAAUGAAGUUCCUAACUGCUGAUAUCGAAAAGCUUAAAGAGAGUACAGGAAAAUCUGUAGCUGAAUUGGAUAACAUGAUGAUCAAGUCAAAUGCCUUGGAGGAAACUUGUGCAUCACAAAGGGAACAAUUGCGUAUACUUCAACAUCAGCUUGCUUCUGCAAACGAGAAACUUAAGAUGGCCGAUCUAUCUGUUUCAGAAACAAAAACUGAAUAUGAAGAGCAGAAACAAGAGAUAUGUCAAUUGAGAAAACGUUUGGCAGAUGCUGACCUUCAAAUUAAUGAAAAGGAGAUGUUGAGGAGGAAGCUGCACAACACUAUUUUGGAAUUAAAAGGAAACAUUCGUGUCUUCUGCAGAGUGAGGCCUUUACUACCUGAGGAUGGCUGUGCUUCAGAUUUACCAGUUAUUUCAUAUCCUGCCUCAGAUGAAGGACAUGAGCAAGGCAUUGACCUUUCACAAAGUGGACAAAAGUAUGCUUUCACUUUUGACAAAGUUUUUACUCACGAGGCCUCACAGAGUGAUGUAUUUUCGGAAAUAUCAGAGUUGGUGCAGAGUGCACUUGAUGGAUAUAAGGUUUGUAUAUUUGCUUAUGGUCAAACGGGUUCAGGCAAAACAUAUACCAUGAUGGGCAGGCCUCAGUCCAUGGACCAGAAAGGGCUUAUACCCCGCUCUUUGGAACAGAUUUUUGAGACUAGCCAAAGGCUCUCUGCUCAGGGCUGGAAGUAUAAAAUGCAGGCAUCAGUACUGGAAAUUUACAAUGAAACAAUCAGGGAUCUCCUAGCACCUAACCGAACAUGCUGGGAUGCUACACGUACUGAAAAUGGCGUUCCUGGAAAGCAGUAUGCAAUUAAGCAUGACGCAAAUGGGGAAACAUACGUUUCUGAUCUUACUAUUGUUGAUGUCUGCAGCUCAAAAGAGGUAGCUUCUCUGCUGCAUCAAGCAGGUCAAUGCCGGUCUGUUGGCAAGACACAAAUGAAUGAGCAAUCAUCAAGAAGUCACUUUGUCUUUACCCUGCGGAUAACUGCAGUAAAUGCGACCACUGAAAAGCAUGGUGUUUUGAAUCUUAUUGAUCUUGCUGGAAGUGAGCGGCUCUCUAAAAGUGGCUCAACAGGAGAUCAAUUGAAAGAGACUCAGGCCAUAAACAAGAGCUUGUCCUGCCUGGCUGAUGUUAUAUUUGCUUUGGCCAAGAAGGAUAACCAUGUCCCUUUUAGGAACUCAAAGCUUACAUAUCUUCUCCAGCCAUGCCUUAGUGGAGACUCCAAGACGUUGAUGUUUGUCAAUCUUUCUCCCGAACCAUCAUCGGUGAACGAGUCACUUUGCUCCCUCCGGUUUGCAGCCAGAGUCAAUACUUGUCAGAUAGGAGUUCCUCGCCGUCAGACAGCUAUCAGAUCGGCUGAUUCUCGUUUAAGCAUAGGCUGAGACGUGAUUCCUUCUCUCUUUUUAUCUCUUAUAACAUCUAAUCUCACAACCACACCUCCCGUUGGUAUAUGGUACAUGUAUGAAAUUUGUUCCUAGAGUUGUAAUCUGUAUUACAUAUAUUUACAUGAUGGGCCUGCAUUGGAUUUGUAUAAGCAGCUAUAGGUUGCAUUAAUUGGUUUAUUCUGAUUUGUAUUGUAAUAUAUUGAAUCUGAGGGCAAAGUUUCCUGCUUGCCUGACUGCCUAUAAUACCUGAUUUAAAUGGGUUUCUGCUGUGUCGAUUUUAUGUAUCUAUUUUCUUCACAUAAUAAAUCAUAAUUUGAUUUAUGCAAAUUCAAAAUAUUUUACAGUGUAGUCAACAGAUUAGUUGAAGAGAGUUAUUCAAAUUACUGUAGGUUCAUUGUAAGUUUGUAACUAGUAUGAAAAUGAACUCAUGCAUCUGUUCAUUUAUAAAAAUAGCCUUGGGAUCUUGAU